CAGUCAGACAGAAAGAAGGCCGAGAAGUCUCCAAAUCUCCAAAAUAACAUAACAGCACGCAUCUGGCUGCGGGAGUUUUUCAGUGAGCAUGUCGACCAUUGCCCGAUAAGACAUCAAUGUGAUGCCUGAAAAGGCCUAUCUUCGCUUUAAACCAAAUCAACAGACGGCAAUCAAGCUUCCACUUUUUCCUGCCAUAUAAACUCGAACUGCAAACUUUUGUGAGGUGGCCGAGGCUGAGAGUCCAUAGAGAACCUCAGAGUGAAUCAUAGCACUCCAACGGGCUUCAAUGGGAGAAGAUAUCCAUAGAGACGACCGAGAAGGUCUGCCUAUUCCCCGGUUUCCACUGAUUGGUGUUCUUCAUCAGGCUCAACCACAGAAAUAUGCUCUGUUUCCGCGGUUCUGUGACGGCUAAAUGCAUAGGGUUCGGAGUCUACCGACAGGAUUUGUAAACGUGCUCUUUUUAUCAAUUGACAUGGUCGCCCGUUAACUGUCGCCGGGGCAUGGCACAGGGCGGGAAAAGCCUUGCCGACGUCAGUGACGUAGUUGAUAGCGGGUUGGCAGUUGCUUCCAUCCGGAUCCGGCAAUUUAUUUAUACCCAUGGACGGGACGGGAGACAGUCCAGCUCUCGAAGUCCUUGAAUUACUCCCAAGUAGCUGUGCACAGGAACGCAUGAUCAUCUGCAAGAGAAACCGUUGUUCAGGAGAUACCGACGCCUGUUGCUAUACUAUUUAAGACGUUGGUCAUCAUUUGCGCCAGCGCCGUGAAUUCUCCCACAUCAAUUCGUCAGAUUCUCAAGUGGACGAAAGACCAACCAACAACGCCAGACGAAAUAGGUUUCUGCCAUGUCAUAAUUCAGAAAGAAUGGUUCAUCUCUAUCUAUCUUCCGAACUGUCAUAUUAAGCUCUACGCCCUUAUAUUGCGCUUUAUCUGUCGUGCACUUUCUAUCCGAACUAGAGAGGACUCGGACCUGCCCCUCACUACUAGCACUAAUGCGAGGGAUGCGACAAUGUCGAGCGGAAACUCUACGGGAGCUGGCCUGGUGAACUUGGAGACGGAAUUAACUUGCUCGAUAUGUACAGAUAUUCUCUAUCAGCCACUGACCCUACUCGACUGCCUCCAUACCUUUUGUGGCUCCUGUUUGAAAGAAUGGUUUUCAUGGCAGGCAUCGCAUCCACCUAGCUCCAGCAGAAAUGUCAAAUUUACCUGCCCGUCUUGUCGAGCGGUGAUCCGCAACACGAGACAUGAUGCUAAGGUUAAUACGCUACUCGAUUUGUUCCUGCAGUCGAACCCACAUAGGGCGAGGGGCACUGGAGAGAAGCAGCAGUUGGAACAGAAAUACAAACCUGGCGAUAUUCUUAUACCAACACGGCCGGCUAAUUCCUCCCGCGCGUCCGACUCAGAAAGGGAAGACGAAGAAGAUCGUAGAUUGCUGGAGGACGUUAGACAAAUGAGUUUAUCAGACGUAGAUCAAAGACGUGCACGUGUGAGCUCUAGUUCUCGAACCUCGCAAUCUCGGACUCGAGAUCGAAUUCCAGGGACUAGAGAAAGAGACCGCCAGGAAGAAGCUCAAAGGCGAAGACGAAAUGCGCGGCGGGCUGCAAGUCAACAGCGAGCUUCCCCCGAUCCGGCCAUGCGUACAAGGCGAAUUGAGCACCAGGCAAGCUUACGAUCGUUGUUAAGCACUUCGGAUGGAGAUUCUGCGAUGGAAGAAGAAAUUCUUAGACAGAUUAUAGACGAAGGGCUGUUGGAUGGGAUAGAUUUACAAAGUUUAGAUCCGGCGCAGGAAGAUGAGCUCAGUGAACGAAUCGCCGAAGCGUACCGAAGGAGACACCUUCGCCAACCUAUUGCUCGCCAAAAUGCGCGUGGUGACAGAGAUAGUCGUUCGCGGGAUCCUAGAAGCCGUCAACCUAGAACAAAUAGUAAUAACGAGCGCCCUCCAGUUUCACGACCACAUUUGCUUGAAACACCAGCACCAAGGCCCGGCCGCACAAGCCGACAGCAAAGGAGCUCCUCUGACCAGGGCGUGAGGCGUAGAGCGACGUCACCAACCCAUAGACCGGUUGCGUCCUCAUCGGACGCGCUCGUACAGCCAGUAGUGAGGUCUUCUAGCGAUUUAUCCGGCCAACGACGCCCUUCCCAGAAUCAUUCAACUUCAGAGUCAUUCCGACACCGAGCGACAUCGUCACUCUUGUCCUCUAGACGUAGCGGCGAAUCCGAACGGAGGGUUCGCCAGAGCGGCAUACGGACUGCUGAUCGUCAGCAGAUAUUUGGCUCCCCAACCUCCCCAACCACUACUACGAUUACAAGUGCUCAGACAUUAUCAUCCAGCCCGCACAACCCCCCCUUCCAGUCUACUUCAGGACCUCAACCGACCGAGCGUAUUCCGUCCGCUGGCAUAUCCUCAUCCUCAAGACCGUCAUCGUCUCGAAGUGACACAGCUAUUCGUUCGAGUAGCGAAUCACUUCUUCCAGAGCCGUCUAUCUCAUGCAGUCGAUGCGAUAAACGGAACAUUCAAUAUAAGGUUUACAAGACCUGUACUCGAUGUGAUGAUGGCAAUUACAAUUUGUGUUUACUUUGCUACCGAAUGGGCCGCGGAUGCCUGCACUGGUUUGGGUUCGGGAACAGUGCUCAGGUCCGGUUUGAGAAGAAAUAUCCAAUGGGAAUUUCAGCUGUCCAAGAACCACCACACAUCUUGCAAUCACGUAAAUACCUGCGUCCACCGGGUGAAACAACACAAAACCGGCCGAAUAGCUCCCGAAGACGAGCAAAGGACGAUCCUGCAAAGCGGCUCCAAAACGGUAUGUUUUGUGAUAUGUGCCAAUCAUUUUCAGAUGACUGCUUUUGGAUAUGCAGCGAAUGCAACGAGGGAGAAUGGGGCUUUUGUAAUAGCUGUGUCAACCAAAGCAAAUGCUGCACACAUCCUCUUCUGCCACUCGGUCGAGUCCGGGAGAACGAGAUUGGCCCCCCCAAUCCACCAAGCUCAUCUCCCGUAAUUCCUUCCAGUUAUCAAUUAGGAUCUACUAUCAAGAUUGGUAGCGAUCGCUAUCAGCCUCUUACCUUCUCUACAAAAUGCAAUAACUGCACCUAUCCAAUUCCACCCUCGACAAGUCGGUUCCACUGCCCAGCAUGCAAUAAUGGAGAUUAUGAUCUUUGCACAAACUGCUACUUGAAACUAGGGGCGAACGGCAAAAUCAGCAAAGAAAACGGACGAAAUGGCUGGAGAAGGUGUCUACAGGGCCACCGAAUGAUUAUCGUCGGCUUUGAAGACGACCCAGAUGGCCAGAGACGAGUUAUAGUCAAGGAUAUCGUUGGAGGCCAUGCGCUGAAAGACGAUGUAGCGGCAGCGGCAGCAGCAGCCAUAGCGGCUACCGCAAGCGAAAACACAACUACGGGCAGUCCCAAUUCUAAUGCGCCAGUCCCGAUCCCCGUUCGCCAAGAUUCCGGAGACUGGACGUGGAAAGAAGACACCACAGGCACUACCAGCAUUUCCCACCGUCGACGAUUUCCACGAACACGCACAACCUGGUCGAACUCAUCGCCAAUCACGCCGACCGAUCCCACAACCAAAACCCACUUUGCCUCCCAUUUCCCUCCAUCAGGUGGUAUUGGGCUGCGUCUACUGGCGCAGUGGUCAUAUUACCCUGACCCGGACGUGAUGGAUGAAAUUAUGUUUCCUCGCGGAGCGGAGAUUACGGAGGCGGAGAACAUCAACGGUGACUGGAUGUGGGGGUGUUAUGCGGGACAGAAGGGCCUCUUUCCCGGUGGAUAUGUGGUUGUUAUAGAAGAAGUAGGGGUGGAUGGGGUAGGGAGGGACUAGGCAUGGGUACGAUUUUGUUUCAGAUAGAAAUAAAUGGUGUUCGAUGUUGGUUUUUAGCCAGUGAAGGAAGUUCGACAAUUUGAUAUUUUCUCUUUAGUUCCUUUCUAUAAGUUAUCUAAUGACGACGAAGGUAGGUAGUCGAUGCUCGAGGUGGCUGGGUGUUAUUAUGGCUAUGUUUAUGCGAAGAAGGAACAACGAUUGAAUGAUUGAGAAUGUAUCCUAUGCUAUAUGCACAUAAUAAUUCAAACAAUUCCGUCUAGGUAGAUACUUUCCGGAAAGAUUAUAGUAUAGCAAUAACUCAGACAUGGAGAUUGUUGAGCUGUUCUCCAUAUAUUCAACGAUGCAAGUGGACGCGUCGCAUUGUCACGUGAUCCAGUUUCAGCCCAUCUC
Messenger RNA from Blastomyces gilchristii SLH14081, 4207 nucleotides. RefSeq names its product RING finger domain-containing protein. The transcript has 3 exons. Gene Ontology annotation, biological process: ubiquitin-dependent protein catabolic process; mitotic cell cycle checkpoint signaling; protein ubiquitination. The record is from RefSeq and is a predicted model, not a curated record. Bases 1007 to 3817 code for a protein of 936 amino acids. NCBI's taxonomy places the organism in Eukaryota, Fungi, Ascomycota, Eurotiomycetes, Onygenales, Ajellomycetaceae. Gene Ontology annotation, molecular function: ubiquitin-protein transferase activity; protein binding; zinc ion binding. Gene Ontology annotation, cellular component: nucleus.